Molecule: messenger RNA, 762 nt
Organism: Eruca vesicaria subsp. sativa (arugula)
Lineage: Eukaryota; Viridiplantae; Streptophyta; Magnoliopsida; Brassicales; Brassicaceae
Source: the annotation of a GenBank genome assembly
AUGGAAAAGGGUUUGUUGGAACUACACAUGUACGCCCCAAACCCUAGGACUACUGUUAGUAUAGAACCUAGGUUACUAAGGAGUACCACACUGGUUAAGCUCACAAUCUGUGGUCAUUAUGAUAUUCGUAGCUUUCGGCGUGUGUUUUUCCCAGCCCUGAGAUCACUUUCUUUGAUAGCUGCGCUUGAUCUUUACUGCUAUCGCCUAAUGGUCAGUUCUUGUCCUGUGCUUGAAGAGUUAACCAUACGUGACUCUGAAUUUCCAGAUAUGAUGCCAACCACUGGUGCUAUGUUCGUGAAACAUGCAUCGCUCAAGCGUCUUGCGAUUGUUACACCUCUUCCCGAUGUUACAGACUACUUUUUCGCGGCUGAUUGUUUCGAAGGUGCUCGCCAAACAGUCACUUUCCAAGCACCAAGUCUUGUCUACCUUGACUAUUCUAGUUUUGUCUUUAAAGAGUACGAGGUUGAUGAUUUCGUUUCUCUUGUCGAAGCAAGGCUGAGUCUCAAGUUAUGGAUGUCUACUACUAAUUUUGAUUACGAUGAUGAUUAUGUUUACGAUGAUUAUGGUUAUCUUUGUCCUGUUGAUGAUCCAGACCCACAUAUAUUCGGUGAUGUUACCUGUCUAGUUGCAGCUAUGAGAAACAUUACGACCCUUCACUUGUCUCCUGAUUCCCUUGAGCGGGAAUUGAAACUCUCAUGGUGUAGAAGUUGCUUAGCCUGGGAUUCGAACCCCAGACUUGAUGUAGAAGCGUUUAAACUUUAA